GCCUUAUCCCUUUUAAAAACCCUUCUCAUCCGAUUAGCUUCUGCUUUCUCUGCGCGUAUCUCUCUCUUUGACAGCGCGAUGAUGCCUAGUGGACAAAGAAUGGGUCACUCUUGAUGAUUUUCUAUGGUAGAAAGAUUAGUGUACUUACCACCAUCAGCUUUCUGCUUCCUACCAAAGCUUCUGUAUUAGCAUACAUCUUCUUUUAAAGAGUCCAACAAAGAAGACAAUCCGUGACGACACUAUGUUACCUUUAGUCCCCUUAGAUCGCCUCUAAGUUUUGCCUUUCUCAUCUCAGCAUAUUCAGGGGAAGUAAAACACAUGCAGUUGUUAGAACUCUCUUUUCCUAAUCCUCUCACUCCUUCUGAUUUGCCACCUUCUGCGCAUUUCUUCGCUUGUACUACUUCACUGUGGCAUCCACCCAUUAAACUUGGAUACAACUCGGGUUCUGUUGCUAGAUUGUACACUUCAUCCGGAAAGUUGUCUCGGCCACUCAUGGGUUUGGAAAAAAGCAGCCAGUCAGUUAGAGUUCAAUGUGGAAUGGCAGAACAUGAUGACAGUUUUUACAUGAGGAGGUGCGUGGAGCUUGCGAGGACAGCGUUUGGCUGUACAAGCCCCAAUCCUAUGGUGGGAUGUGUAAUUGUCAAGGAUGGAAAGAUCGUCGGCGAAGGAUUCAAUCCUAAAGCUGGUCAGCCUCAUGCUGAGGUGUUUGCUUUGAGAGAUGCUGGGGAUUUGGUGGAGAAUGCAACUGCUUACGUGAGCCUGGAACCAUGUGACCAUUAUGGAAGGACUCCACCGUGUACGGAAGCCCUGAUCAGAGCCAAAGUAAGAAAGGUGGUAAUUGGGAUGCUAGAUCCUAAUCCAAUUGUGGCUUCAAAAGGUGUUGAUAGAUUAAGAGCUGUGGGGAUCGAGGUGACUGUCGGUGUGGAGGAAGCGCUGUGCAAGAAGCUCAAUGAGGCCUAUAUCCAUCUGAUGCUCAUUGGAAAGCCCUUAUCGCUCUUAGUUUCUAUGACUUCUAGGUACUCCAUCUCCCUUAAUGGUCAAGUCUCAGAUCAUCUUGGUGAAGGAGCCAUCGACUCCGGUGGGUACUACUCCAAGUUACUGCAGGAAUAUGAUGCAGUCAUACUCUCUUCAACCUCAUUAUCUGAUAAGCCGGCACUUCCCAAUUCCCAAGAACCUGGUGCUAAUCAACCUCUUCGGAUAGUAGCAAUUAUAUAA
Messenger RNA from Syzygium oleosum, 1215 nucleotides. Its product is annotated as riboflavin biosynthesis protein PYRD, chloroplastic-like. NCBI's taxonomy places the organism in Eukaryota, Viridiplantae, Streptophyta, Magnoliopsida, Myrtales, Myrtaceae. Bases 319 to 1215 code for a protein of 298 amino acids. The transcript has 3 exons. Gene Ontology annotation, molecular function: diaminohydroxyphosphoribosylaminopyrimidine deaminase activity; zinc ion binding. The record is from RefSeq and is a predicted model, not a curated record. Gene Ontology annotation, biological process: riboflavin biosynthetic process.